UAGAAACAUACACUUGAUCGAACGUGUCAAUAACAAAAUGUCAGGAGACGAGCUCGUUGACCACUCACCGCAGCAUCCAACCCCGGCCGCUCCGAUCCCAACCGCUUCCAAUCUUGUGCUCAUCGACAAUUACGACUCAUUCACCUGGAAUGUCUAUCAGUAUCUUGUGCUCGAAGGAGCCAAGGUGACUGUCUAUCGCAACGAUGAGGUUACUUUGGAGAACCUCAUAGCGUUGAAGCCAACGCAAUUGGUCGUCAGUCCUGGUCCGGGACAUCCGACGACCGAUUCUGGCAUCAGCAAAGAUGCCAUCAAGCACUUCAGCGGCAAAAUUCCAGUACUGGGAGUCUGCAUGGGCGAGCAAUGCAUCUUUUCCGUAUUCGGAGGAGACGUCAAAGGUACUGGUGAGAUUAUGCACGGCAAGACGUCGCCUCUCCGCCACGAUGGAAGGGGCGUCUAUGCAGGACUCGCACAGGAUCUCCCUGUAACCAGAUAUCACUCGCUGGCGGGUACCCAUUCGACCGUACCAGAGUGUCUGGAAGUAUCUUCCUGGAUCGAGGUCGGACCGGACGGGGGAAAAGGUGUCAUAAUGGGCGUUCGACACAAAGAACUCCUUGUGGAAGGAGUCCAAUUUCAUCCAGAAAGUAUCCUGACUGCGGAAGGGAACGUCAUGAUCAAGAACUUUCUGCACAUGCAGGGUGGAACUUGGGCAGAAAAUGCGAGAUUGCAGAAAGAUUCACCGCCUGCAGUUGCCAAUGGCGCACAAUCGAAAAGCCCCGCUCCGAAGGUCUCCAUACUUGAGCGUAUCUACGAGCACCGUAAACGUGCAGUCGCGGCUCAGAAGCAGAUUCCUUCUCAACGACCGGAGGAUUUGCAAGCCGCACUUGACCUGGAUCUUGCCCCUUCACUCGUAUCAUUCGCCGACCGCUUAAGACAGACGCCAUUCCAGCUAUCUCUGAUGGCAGAGAUCAAGCGAGCAUCGCCUUCGAAAGGAGUCAUUUCCCUUUCCGCUUGCGCACCUGCUCAAGCGCGGACUUAUGCACUGGCAGGCGCGAGCACUAUUUCAGUUCUGACUGAGCCAGAGUGGUUUAAAGGAAGCAUAGACGACCUGAAGAGUGUUCGCACGGCGCUCGAAGGCAUGCCGAAUCGACCCGCGUUGCUAAGAAAAGAGUUCAUCUUCGAAGAGUAUCAAAUACUCGAGGCAAGACUUGCUGGCGCAGAUACAGUGUUGCUCAUCGUGAAGAUGCUGGAUACCGAAACACUUACAAGACUAUACAAAUACUCUCAGUCUUUGGGUAUGGAGCCACUCGUCGAGGUCAACACCAUUGAGGAGAUGGAGGUUGCCGUCAAACUGGGCUCAAAGGUCAUUGGCGUGAACAACCGAAAUCUCACAAGCUUCGAGGUCGACAUGGAGACCACGACAAGGCUGAUGAAGAUCGUGCCAAAGGAGACUAUUCUCUGUGCGCUGAGUGGAAUCGCGGUGCCUGAGGAUGUUGUUUCAUACCAGAAGAGUGGCGUCGGCGCUGUACUUGUUGGGGAGGCGCUUAUGCGCGCAAAGGACACGGCCAACUUCAUAUCUGAGCUUCUUGGAAGAGAUGUUAAGGCCAUCAAGGCAAAGUCCCAGCGCAGACUACUUGUCAAAAUCUGCGGCACCAGGAGCGCCGAGGCUGCCAGCACUGCUAUCCAGGCGGGAGCAGAUCUGAUUGGCAUUAUUCUCGUAAAUGGGCGCAAGCGAUGUGUUUCGACCGAAACCGCGUUGCAGAUCUCAGAGGCCGUACACGGCACUCCAAAGGCAGCCGGGCCUGUCACCAAUCCGCCCAGCGAAGCCAGCGAGAAGGCGAGCAGUUUCUUUGAGCAUGCGGCUGCCCACCACAUACAACACCCGAAACGUGCGCUGCUUGUGGGGGUAUUCUUGGAUCAGCCACUCGACUACGUACUCGAACAGCAGAAGCUUUUGAACCUUGACAUAGUGCAGCUUCACGGCUCCGAGCCGCUGGAGUGGGCAUCACUAAUUCCGGUACCCGUAAUUCGAUCAUUCAAACCUGGAAACUCUGGUCUUGCCACACGAGGUUUCCACUCCAUACCCCUGCUUGACUCGGGCUCGGGAAGUGGCAAGCAACUUGACAUUGACAGUGUCAAGAGCCUCCUGCAGGGAGAUCCGGGACUGCGUGUACUGCUCGCCGGCGGGCUUGACCCGGACAACGUCGCCCAAGCUGUCAACUCUGUGGGCGAGAACAAAUCUCAGCUGGCGGGUGUCGAUGUCAGCAGCGGAGUGGAGGUCGAUGGUGAACAAAAUCUGGACAAGAUCCGUGCGUUCGUCAAGGCUGCCAAGGCUGUGGAGCUAUAG
Messenger RNA from Zymoseptoria tritici IPO323, 2344 nucleotides. RefSeq lists its product as uncharacterized. Gene Ontology annotation, biological process: L-tryptophan biosynthetic process. The record is from RefSeq and is a predicted model, not a curated record. The transcript has a single exon. The coding region runs from base 38 to 2344 and encodes 768 amino acids. Lineage: Eukaryota; Fungi; Ascomycota; Dothideomycetes; Mycosphaerellales; Mycosphaerellaceae. Gene Ontology annotation, cellular component: cytosol. Gene Ontology annotation, molecular function: phosphoribosylanthranilate isomerase activity; anthranilate synthase activity; indole-3-glycerol-phosphate synthase activity.